AUGGCGCCCAUGCCAUCGCACUCGCUGCCUUGCAGGUGCUCCUGUGAUUCCUUCAAUAUGCAUGCGUCUUCGUCCCCUCGAGUGCCUUUCUCUGUAUCCGCCUCGGAGAGUCCCUCACCUCCAUCUUUUCUCCCUUUUGGAAGCCUGUACUAUCUUAUACUUGCGUGUAGCGUGGACGAGUAUGCGGAGUACAGGCAGAAGGAGGCUCCACGGAGGAUGGAUGCGACGCUUGCUGCUGCGAUAUCGCUGGCGUUUCACGGCGAAAAAUACCUUCGCGUCCUUCCCUUCCUGACACACGACGAAAUCGAGAACCUGAAUUUCAGCGCUGAUCCACGGAACAACCGAAACGUUCAUUACUUCCACGUUCCCUCGUCAUUCCCCUGCAAGGAGGAUCUCUCGUCUUCCGCCGCGUCUUCUGUCUCUGUCGCUGCCGCCGGCGUGGAAAAUGCGAGUACGCCUGCCGCGGAGGGCUUCGAAGAAUCGCCACGGCGGCGAAGACCAGCAGAAGGGGAGCGGAGCGGAGACGAAGUCGAGCAGGAAAGAGGAGAGAAACGGGUACGUGGGGUAUUGGUGGUGGACUCAGUUGGCGCUAAACGCGCUCCUCAUGAGGUUGAGAGGCUGAACGAUGUUUCAUUUGGGCCUGGCGGUGCCCCUGUGAGGGUAAAGAGCGCCCAGGAGACAACGUGGAGCGGGUCGGCAGCUCCGAAGGCCAACACAGUAGGUCCCACGUGUCUGUCAGAAAAGAACAGAGAAGCAGAAGUUGGAACAGAAGACGUCAGCGACGACGAGCUCGACCAAGGUUUCUCAAGUUUCUUCUAUUAUGCGCCGAAAACGCCGAUGGCAGCUGAUUCGCCACGUGGACUAGGUGGGUCUUCCCGCCCUGGGAGACACGCCGAUCAGUCUUCCACGAGUUUCUUCUUGCGUGCAUCGUCGCCGUUCUCUCCCCUCAAGUGGACCCACUCCCCCACAUCUGUUCGUUGGCGCCUUCCUGGGUCGUUUGCUUCCACCCCUCGUCGCAUGCUGGUGGCCUCGCCUGCCUUCUCCUUUGAAUGGCACCAGGUCCUUCCGGUCACGCCUCAGUUCGUAGGCUCUCUCGUUCCUUCAUCCCUCUCGUCGCCGCCGCCGGUUUCUCAGACUUCCUCUGCCAGCCCAACGUCCGGAGACGUCUCGGCAGCAGUGACGCCUUUCUCGGGAUUUCCGUGGAGUUCCCUCACUGCCUCCGCCUCUCGCUUCUCUUCUUCGCUGUCACCGCAACUGCCGUCCGCUGGAGCCUCUCCGCCUUCCCCGCCAUCUCCACUAUUCCCGCCUGUCGCGUGCAUUCGGCUGGAGUUUGGCGGUAGCGCCUCCACCGCCCGUGGUUCAGCGAGUGAUUUCUUUUCAAAGUUUCCGCGCACACCACCUUCGGAGGCUUCAGCGCCCUCGCGUCGUGCGGCGUCGCCCUCAGAGCCACAGACAGCCGCUACGAGUUCCUAUCUGCAGUCUCGUCCACCGCUGGACACGUGCGCCUUCUUCGAGGAGGCGGCGAUGCGCGGAUUUCGCAGACGGGACAGCUCGGGUGAGGCAGGCAUCGAGCGAAGGGCAGGCAGUCCAGGGAGGAGUCUAGCGGGGGAACUAGCAAGCGCGCAGGCGGCGACAAACGGCAGCGAUGUCUCAUGGGAGAGCGUGGAAGGAGGCGUCGGGGACAGAGGCGACCUGGGGCGCGGAAAGUCUGAUUCAGCGCCGCCGGUAGAAAAGGAGCCUCCUGCUCGACGUGGUCGCUCUCUGAGUCGCGACCGAAACCGAAGCGGCGACGAAGGGUUCGCCUCGGUGUCUGGCGUCUUAUCCCGUUUCUUCGGACUCAGUGAAGCGCGGAAUGGACGGAUUUCGUUGCCGGCAGGGAAUGCAGGAGAGGGCAAACGAAUUGGGUCCGAUGGUGGUGGUGGGCUACAGACCCGGGGGAAGACCGCGGGAUGGAAUGCGGUUGGGGACCCUGUAAGAGAGUGGAGCCUGUCAGUUCCGUCGGAGUCCCUUCCUGCUCCGCUUCGGCAAGCCGCCGCCAACGUCACGCUCUCCUGGCGUCUGGCGCCUUUGCUGCUCGUUCACACCGCCAGAGAUAAAACGCAAGCGGAGAAGGUCGGCAGCGGGCAGCCACGCGGCCACAGUGGACUACCUGAUGUCGACGUAAGGACUUGGCGAGACCCGCGGCAAGGACGAGGCGGCACAGACGAAAACGCAUUCCAGCGAAGCGAGCAGGGCAAGGGGGGUGCUGGCGUGUCAGGAAUGGGAAGAGAGUGGACUGUGGGCGUGGGCGACCGCCAUGCGCAGAUACCACGCGAACCUUUGAUGGGGGGAGGCACGGUGGGAGGUAGCAGUCUGAAGGAGAGGCAGAAAUAUGAGCGCGGGGACGGAGUUCAGCAGAUACAGAAUGGAGAAGAAGCACCAAAUCUCAGACUCGACCAGGAAGAGAGGAUGUUUUUCCUUUUGACACAGCGUGUCACUGUGGAUCUUCCAGACCAAGGUCCCUGGUCGUUUUCGUUUUACCUCAAUCAUACACUGCCAGUCGAAAGUGCAUUCCUCAGCGCCGCCGCCCUCUGUGAUCUGUCGGACGAGGCGCCGCAUGAGAGACGGGGGCUCUCUGACGCUGAGGGGCUGCCUCUCUUUUCCUACUCUUCGUUUUCCGCUCCAAAAGGCACGUCCCUUCCUUCGUUUUCCAGAGUUCCUUUCUACGUACGGCGUCAAUCGUGUCUCGCGGCCGUGGGUACCGAACGCCAGUUUGAGACGGAAGUCAGAAAAGAGCGCGUGAAAGCGCUUCACGCGAUGCGCGCGAGGGAGAAGAAAGAGGUGUUGGUCCCAACGAAGGGUCGUCAGUCGAAGGGCGAGGACGAAGGACGAACACAGAUGCCGCAGGGGGGUGCCUGUGUUGGGGGGAACUCAGGUCUAGUUUCCGUGGAAGGCGUGAAGCAGGAGACGUAG
Besnoitia besnoiti is the source of this 2952-nucleotide messenger RNA. RefSeq lists its product as uncharacterized. The transcript has a single exon. Bases 1 to 2952 code for a protein of 983 amino acids. The record is from RefSeq and is a predicted model, not a curated record. Lineage: Eukaryota; Apicomplexa; Conoidasida; Eucoccidiorida; Sarcocystidae.